This is a messenger RNA of Phoenix dactylifera (date palm), 2266 nucleotides long. RefSeq names its product glucan endo-1,3-beta-glucosidase 7-like. Gene Ontology annotation, biological process: carbohydrate metabolic process. The record is from RefSeq and is a predicted model, not a curated record. Lineage: Eukaryota; Viridiplantae; Streptophyta; Magnoliopsida; Arecales; Arecaceae. Gene Ontology annotation, molecular function: hydrolase activity, hydrolyzing O-glycosyl compounds.
GAGGGAGAGCAGAGGCACGUGUGGCCUUGCUUACACGUUAAGGACAAGGCGACGCCGGUUCCUUCUUCUCUGACCUCGGUCCGAAAAUCCAAACACCACGCCGCUUUUGGUCUCUGGCGACCGAAGGCGAUUGAGUCGCUUUGUUUGCUACUUAACGCUUUCGAAUUUUGUAGCAGAGUUGUUGAGUCGUCCGUCGAACAACCCUGGAAGACUCGUCCCUGUUGCGACGUUUCCCUGCUCAUGCGCCUUUCUUUCUUCUCCAAUAAGAAGCAAGCAAAACGAGGGAAGCCUUCCAUCCAUUCUUUUUUCCCUUCUUCUAACCCCCCUCUCUCUCUCUCUCUGUGGUCAUGGAGAAGAGGCAUCAGCUCCUUGUUAUCUUUCUAUUCUUAGCAGCCUUCUUCUCGUCUGGAAGAUCGCAGUCGUACAUCGGGAUAAACUACGGGCAGAUGGCGGACAACCUCCCGCCGGUGUCGGCGACGGCGAAGCUCCUCGAGUCGACGACUUUCGGAAAGGUCCGGCUGUACGGCGCCGACCCGGGCAUCAUCCAGGCCCUCGCCGGCACCAACAUAUCACUCGUCCUCGGCGCCGCCAAUGCCGACAUCCCCUCCCUCGCCGCCGACCCGUCCGCCGCCUCCCGCUGGGUCUCCGCCAACGUCGCCCCUUUCCUCCCCGCCUCCUCAAUCGCCGCCAUCUCCGUCGGCAACGAGGCCCUCAACUCCAGCGACCCCUCCCUCGCCUCCAACCUCCUCCCCGCCAUGCAAAACCUCCACUCCGCUCUCUCCUCCGCCGGCUCCGCCGCUGCCUCCAUCAAGGUCUCCACCGUCCACUCCAUGGCCGUCCUCUCCCAGUCCGAACCCCCCUCCUCCGGCGCCUUCCGCUCAGACCUCGGCCCCGCCCUCGCCGCGAUACUCGCUUUCCUUCGCGACACCGGUUCCCCCUUCAUGAUCAACCCCUACCCCUACUUCGCCUACCGCGACGACCCCCGCCCCGAAACCCUGGCCUUUUGUCUCUUCCAACCCAACCCUGGCCGCUUGGAUGCGGGAUCCAAGAUCACCUACACCAACAUGUUCGACGCCCAGGUCGACGCGAUCCACUCCGCCCUCAACGCCGCUGGCUUCCCUGACGUCGAGAUCGUCGUGGCCGAGACCGGCUGGCCCUACCGCGGCGAUCCCGGCGAGGCCGGCACCACAGUCGACAACGCUAAGGCAUUCAACGGCAACCUCGUCGCCCAUCUCCGGUCCAUGGCCGGGACGCCGCUGAUGCCCGGCCGGCCGGUGGAGACCUACAUCUUCGCGCUCUACGACGAGGACCUCAAGCCCGGGCCGACCUCGGAACGAUCAUUCGGCCUCUUCCGUACGGAUCUCACCAUGAUCUACGACGCCGGCCUCUCCAAGUCCAGCCCCGGCCCCUCCCAGGCCCAUUCCACGCCUCCGCCGCCGGCCGGGCCGGCAGCGGCGGGGCAGCCGUGCGUGCCGGGGACGGUGGCGCAGGCGAGCACGGGAGGCGGUCCGAUCCAGUGCUCCCUACCCAGCGCCGUCGGAUCCAACGCGCCGCACACGAUGGACCUCUCAUACUGGUUCCGCUUUCUAGUUGAUCGACGGCUGAGAUCGAACGGUUUCAUUGUAUCAGUCACGUAUCGCACUCUGUGUUUUUCUUUUUCUUUUUUAUUUUACGCUACGUUGUCGCUUUUGUUGAUCUAGCUGGCGCGUACCCAUACGGAACGAUAUGAGCCUCCCGGCGUGCGCACGUAAGAACAUAUGCGGACGUGGGAUAGCCGCCCGUUUUUCUCCCAUUCUGCUCUCCCCCAUCUCGAGGUCGGGCGGCAGUGGGGCGAUCCGCAUAUGAAUUUCUAUGUGCGCGUCGGGGAGUCUGCAUUGUUCCAAUUGGGUUACAUUUCAGCGUAGGUAUUGGUUUGUUAUAGUUCCUGUAUAUAUAUAUAUAUGCGGGGAACUAACUUGUAUUUUAUUAAGGUGGGGGCCACAAGAGGUGUGGGUGAGUGGCUUGUGGUUCGGGUCUUUAAUGGUUGUCUUUUCUGUCAUAAAUGAAUAAAAAGAGAGAAGAACGAAAAGUUUGUGAUGUAGUUUUUAUGGUCUUAUCUUAUUCCUUUGUACCUGUCAUCCUCUUUGCAGUUUGGCUGGGAUUGUCCUGGCUGGUGCCUUCUCACGUAAUCAUUUCAUGAACAAGUGGUGGCCUACGUGUCGCUCGUUCUAUGAGAUAAAUUUGUUUCAAACACAUUUAUUUGAGAUAUAUUAUUUUUGAAGAUAUA